CGAAAACUGAAGAGCUUCCAGAUCGAAUUGCCUUGAGAUCGAAAUACCAUUCCAGCAUGGAUUCCUGAAAAUCUGUCAUUUCUGCAGUCAGGCCUCCUGCUUUGUUUUCGUCAUGGCCUGUGGAGAGCCUAUUUCCAUCGCCGUGGUUGGGAUAGGAUGCAGACUUCCUGGUGGAGCAAACAAUCCUGAGGCUCUCUGGUCGAUGCUUGCAGAAGGCCGCGAUGCCUGGUCGGAAAUACCGGAAGAUCGAUUUACUUGGAAGACAUUUUUCCAUCCAUCACCAGAAGCACAAGGUUUCAUGAAUCAUCGAGGAGGACAUUUCAUCCAACAAGAUGUUAGAGCGUUCGAUGCAGAUUUUUUUGGAAUCUCCCCCCUUGAGGCACGGGCGAUUGAUCCUCAGCAACGGCUCCUCCUUGAGACAUCAUAUGAAGCAGCGGAAAACGCUGGUAUCCCCCUAGAGGAAUUUAAAGGGACAGACACAGCCGUUUUUGCUGCAACAUUCGCUAACGAUUAUGAACGCUUGUUGUCGAAAGACCCCGGCGACCUCACACGAUACCACCUCGUCGGAACGGGAACUGCAACUUUCGCUAAUCGAAUAUCCUACACCUUUGACCUCAAAGGCCCAUCAGUGACGGUAGAUACCGGAUGCUCUGGAAGUCUCGUCGCUCUUCAUCAAGCAUGUCAGAGCCUACGCAACUUUGAAUCGAGCAUGGCCCUUGCAGGAGGCGCUGUGUUGAUAUUAUCGCCCGACCAAAUGAUUGCAAUGUCGCAGCAACAGAUUCUGAACAACGAGGGGCGUUGCUAUUCGUUUGACUCUAGAGGCCUUGGAUACGGUCGCGGUGAAGGCGCCGCAAUGGUCCUUCUCAAGCGUCUCGACGACGCAAUUCGCCACGGUGAUCAGAUUCGAACGAUCAUAAGGAACACUUAUGUCAACCAAGAUGGCCGGACUACCGGAAUAACUCUCCCAAGUCAGGAUGCCCAAGAGCGACUUGCUCAAGGCGCUUUCCGCGAUCUCAACUUCACCCCUGCAGACAUUCAGUAUAUAGAGGCUCACGGGACAGGAACACCUGCUGGCGACGAGGCUGAAAUUGGCGCCAUCAAAAAAAUUUAUGCUGUCCACAAAUCUCGAGAUCACCCAUUACUUGUGGGUUCCAUGAAACCUAAUAUCGGGCAUCUGGAGUCCGCGAGCGGUGUAGCAGGCUUGAUAAAAACGAUUCUAUGUAUGGAGAAAAGCUGCAUUCCCCCAAAUCUUCUAUUUUUGAAGGGCAAAGAAAGCUUGCAUCUAGAUCAAUCGAGCAUUGAGAUUCCAACCUCACAAGUCCCAUGGCCGUCUUCAAGACCGAAGCGAGCUGUGGUGAACAACUUUGGCUACGGAGGCACCAACGCCAUGGCAAUUCUAGAAGAGGCAGAUCUAGCCUCACUUGCAACCUCUACCCCCCGCCAAGCUAUUGCGAGGAAAUUCAUUUCCGAAACUCGCUUUCCUAGUCAGAAUCUAUUUCUAAUUUCGGCAAAAUCAGAGGUGUCACUUUCUCGAUACCUUGAUGCCAUGAUGACAUGGCUUCGAGGAAGUAGACCUCUGAAUUUCGCCGGCCUUGCGCUCACCCUGUCAUUGAGGCGAUCUGUUUUUCCAUGGCGGCGUGCAGUAAUUGCGAAUAAUCUCGCCUCAUUAAUAAACGGGCUAGAAGAGAAGACCCGAGUUCUACAGAAAGACCGCAAAUCUUGCGUAGUAUUUGUAUUCACUGGGCAAGGAGCACAGUGGCCGAUGAUGGGGCUUGACCUCAUGGUAUACCCCGAAUUCGCACGAUCGAUCCGUCUUUCGGAUGAUAUACUUCGUAACCUCGGUGCAUCUUGGAGCCUUGAGCGCGAACUUCAAUUAAGCGGUGAGAUGUCGAAGAUCCAUGAUAGCAGGAUAGGACAACCUGCUACAACUGCCGUUCAGGUAGCUUUGGUAGAUCUGCUGAAGACCUGGAACAUUACCCCUAAAGCUGUCAUUGGGCAUUCAAGCGGUGAGAUCUCCGCAGCAUACACUGCUGGUUUUCUAUCUCGCCAAGGAGCUCUUGAAGUUGCAUACCACCGCGGCUUCUUAGCAGAAAUAGCAAAAGAAAAAAUUGAUGUGCCUGGGGCAAUGCUAGCGGUGGGUUCAAGUGAGAACGAGGUACGCAGUCGAAUGGGCGUAUUGGGGAUAUCGGAUCGGGUCACCCUUGCCUGCGUUAACAGCCCUGCAUCCAUCACAACAUCUGGUGACCUAAGCGCUAUUUUGAGGCUGAAGGCAGCAUUAGAGACAGACGGAAUUUUCACUCGGCAUUUGAAAGUGGAUGCGGCGUAUCAUUCCCAUCACAUGGAAUCGGUAGCUUGCUACUAUCGUUCUAGACUUUCUAGCCUUACUACCGCCGCCAAAUCCCUCGGAGUGGAAUUCUACUCGACCGUGACAGCUCAAAAGAGAACCUCCAGUUUCGGUCCAGAGUACUGGGUUUCUAAUCUUGUCUCACCGGUAAAAUUUUCGAAUGGAUUAGAGGCAAUAUGCCAGGAUUUCAGCAACGCUGAGCACCUCAAUUUUGUCGAAAUCGGUCCUCACUCGGCACUCAAGGGACCCAUACAUCAAACCUUGUCGGCAUCGAGUGUUUCUCUCCCCUCUUGGCUAUACAUCCCUACUCUAAUUAGGAACGGGGAUGGGGUAAUGUCGUUUCUAGAAACAAUUGCUGCCCUUUUCGAAACAGGUGUCGAUGCAAAAUUUUAUCCGCAGCACGAAAACUCAUCCCUAGAGGCCAUCACUUCUUCCAUUCGGGAUCUUCCGCCUUACCAAUGGGAUCACUCGAAGAUCUUUUGGCAUGAACCCCGUCUGAGCUGGGAUUAUAGGUUCCGGCCCUUUUCCCCGCACGAGCUAUUAGGCACUCGGACUUUGACGUCUCCAGAGGAUGAGCCGAGUUGGUGUGUUCUCCUUGGCCGAGACAGUCUUCCAUGGCUCGAAGAUCAUCAAGUGGAUGGCUUCGUCAUCUUCCCUGCUACAGCAUACUUGGCUAUGGUAAUGGAAGCUAUCCGGCAGUGGAAGCGUGGCAGUAACUUUCCGGAUACCACCUUUAAAUUUCGUCGAGUAUCGUUAAAGCGUACACUCAGCCUACCAGAAUUGCCCAACCGGGUUGAGAUGGUCCUCACCCUGAAGUUGAAUGACACUCUGUGGUCUGAUUUUCGGAUUUUCUCCCUAUCGGACGGUAAUUGGCGAGAGCACUGCCAGGGACAGAUCAAAAUCUUUUCGACAUUAGGAGUGAUGGAAGACCGUGAACAGUGUCAAGAGGAAUCCCUUGUUACUCGGCAACAAAAGCUAAGCCUGCAACAUUUCACUGAACUAUGUUCAGAGAAAAUUAAACCAGAAACCUUGUAUGAGACGUUACGACUCCUUGGUAACGAGUAUGGAUCCUCAUUUGCCUUGAUUAAGAAAAUUUCGGUCUCUCAGUCAGCGGCAAUAGCCACAGUCUCCAUUCCGGAUACAGCCACUAUCAUGAGAGCGAAUUAUUCGUCGCCAUACAUCAUCCAUCCCACUGUAUUAGAUGCAGCCCUGCAAACUGCCGUUCUUCUCUUCUCAAGAAAACAGCGCAUUCGUGCCGCAAUGCCGAUUGCUAUCCAGGGCAUUAAUGUAUCACCACGCAACAUCCACCCAGCCGGAGUGGAGCUUAUAGUCACUUGCGAGCUUCGGGAUGUUUUUCUAAACUCUGCGACGUUUGACCUCGUAGGAUUUCAGGCAGACACAUCUGGAGAGCUUCAACCCGUAUUUUCAUGCUAUGGUGGUGAACUGCGGGCUACCAGUGAACGGACAAGCGCUUUGCAGUCCAAUGCAGAGGAUACCGUGUUUGAAAUGAGAUGGAGCAUAGAUCCUGCUUCGAUAACCGCCGAAGAUUUAGAAUCUCUGGAUAGAGAACCGGAGCUUGACAUCGAACAACAAGAAAGAAAGCUUAAGCGCCUCCUGAACGCAGCUAACUUCUUCAACCAACAGGCGGCAGAACAAUUGAGACAUUUAGAUCGGAGACCAGUGGACUCUUAUGCAGGUUUAUUUGAUCUGAUGGCCAGACAUGCAAAAUCCGGGAGCACAGAGAAUCUACUAACCAACCAGCAAGACGUUCUUCACGAUCUAUCGAAUUUAGGGGUGGAGGGAGAGUUGCUUGCACGGGUGGGACCUUCUCUUAGCUCCAUCCUUACUGGAGAAACCGAUCCACUCGGGCUAUUGCUUGAGAAUCAACUGCUUUAUCGAGUCUAUCAAGACGACUGCACACGCCGUUGCAAUACUUAUCUCAUCAAUUACAUUCAGCAUCUGGCUUUCAAGAACCCUGCCCUCCGAAUUUUGGAGAUUGGAGCAGGCACUGGCGGAUCGACGAUCCCAUUAUUCUCAGCCUUGAGUCCGACUGGUCAAGCAUUCGCUACAGUCUACGACUUUACGGAUGUUUCAUCGGGUUUCUUCGAGCAAGCUAAGGUAGGUUUGAAAAAUUGGGAAAAUCUCAUUACAAUGAAGUCGCUAGAUAUCGAGAAAGACCCCCGGAAACAGGGGUUCGAGGAACACUCUUACGACGUGGUCAUCGCUGGCAACGUCCUUCAUGCAACCCAAACAAUCUCGGUUACGCUUUCGAAUGUACAUAAGCUGUUGAAGCCUGGGGGUGUCCUGGCUUUAACCGAGUUGACCAGGAGCAGUGCCAUGUUUGAUAUGACGUUCGCUCUUCUCCCUGGAUGGGGUUCGAGGAAUAACGAUGGAAGAUAUGAUAGCCCCCUACUGUCCGUCGACAAAUGGGAUACUCGCCUCCGCCAUUCUUCAUUUACCGGGGUUGAGUUGGCUGCAUAUGACUUUCCCGGACCAUCCCGUAGAGUUGCUUUCUUGAUUUCCAGAACCAAGAUUCCAUCCGAAUCGAACGGCUAUCACGUACAUCAUGCAAAAGUACUGAAUCACCUUCAUCCAGAUCAUCUGGGUCACCAGCUAGUCGCAUCAUUGCGUAAACAGUUAACUUGCGUAGGAUGCCAAACAGCGAGUGAAUCAUGGUCCCAUGAUGAGUUCGACAGCACCGCAACAUAUAUCAUUAUCGAUUCCUCAAGCAACCCCGUCCUAGCAAACUGCGCAGAAGAGCCUUUCCAAAGGAUCAAAGUCAUUUUAACCAAAGGGGCAAAGAUCGUCUGGAUAAAUCUAGCCGAUUCCAAUGCUACACAAGAUCCCGGAGGUAGCUUAGCAGCUGGGUUUGCUAGGACCGCUCGGUCAGAGUACGAGUCGAUCGAUUUGGUUACGAUUGAUGUCCAGCAUGACUUCAACAGUUGCCAUCAAAGAAUAACUACUCAAUUGGCUCUCAUUAUUUCCCAAGACAAUAGCUCUUCCAAAUUGAAGAUUGCGGAAUUCGAAUAUCGACUUGUGAAUGGGAAAUUGCAUAUUCCUAGGAUCGUUAAAAAUGAAAAACUUGAUGCAACCAUAUCGGACACUUCCCUUGAUAGGCAGAAUGAGGCUACCGACUUUCACUCACAUAGCCGCCCCUUGAAAUUGAAAGUUGGUACUCCUGGUCUACUUAACACGCUUCAAUUUAUAGAUGACGAUGGUCCCUCAAGUCUUGGAUUUGAUGAUGUGGAAAUUGAGGUCCAUGCCUGCGGGAUCAACUUUAAAGAUCUUUGGAUUGCUCUAGGCCAAAUGAGAUCAACGGAUAACAUGGUCGGUGAAUGCGCCGGAAUAGUCAGAAAUGUCGGCGAAAACUUCAUCGACAGGUUCAGCAUCGGAGAUCGAGUAUGUGCCCUAACAGCGACUCCAUACUCCAGCAAAGCUCGAGCAAACGGGCAUGCCGUCCAUAAGCUGCCACAUUCGAUGUCGUUCAUUACCGCAGCAUCCAUACCAGUAGCUUUCUGUACAGCCUAUUACAGUCUUGUCAGAGUCGCACGUUUACAACAUGGCCAGCGUGUUCUCAUCCACGCUGGUUCAGGUGCGCUCGGGCAAGCGGCAAUCCAGAUUGCUCGAUCUUACGACGCUGAGAUUUUCACAACCACGGGCACUGUAUUCAAGCGGCAACUCCUUACAAGCGAGUUGGGCAUUCCGGAAGAUCAUGUUUUCAGCUCUCGAACAACGGCCUUCAAGAACGGUAUCCUUCGAAUGACGCAUGGGCAGGGAGUAGACGUUGCUCUUAAUGCACUCUCGGGUGAGAUGCUACAUAGCACCUGGGAAUGCAUUGCUGAAAUGGGUACCUUUGUGGAAGUCGGGAAGAUGGAAAUCCGUCGAAACGCGCAGCUUGAUAUGGAGCCUUUCGAUAAGAACAUCACUUUCGCCUCCGUGGAUAUGAUUCUGCUAGCACGCCGCCGACCUGAUAUUGUCCAAGGGAUUCUUAGUAUUGUCCUCUCUAUGUUCGAUAAUGGCACUCUACAGCCGGUAUUACCAGUCACCGCAACGCCCAUCUCCGAAAUCGAGACCGUGUUUAGAAUGAUGCAAGCGAGGAAACAUACCGGGAAGCUUGUGUUGGAUACUGCACCUGGCAAGUCAGUAUCCGCAAAAGUACAACCGUUGCGCUUGAAAGUGGAUGGCACGUACGUGAUAGUUGGAGGUCUAGGGAAGCUUGGGAGACAGAUUUGCAGUCACCUCAGCGCUCUCGGUGCCGGAUAUAUUAUUCUACUCUCGAGGCAAAUCUUCCCACCACAAGACCAAGCCGAAGUCGAAAAAGAGCUCAGCAACAAGAAAACCCACGUCCGCAUCAUAUCUUGUGAUGUUAGCAAAUUAGAGGAUGUGCGGAAGCUCUCAUGUGAACUUUCUACUGAUUUCCCGCCUUUAAAGGGGAUUUUGCAAGGUCCUAUGAUUCUUCGAGAUCGAAGCCUUUCCGACAUGACAGUCGACGAUCUACAGUCAUCGAUUGCACCAAAAUAUCAGGGCACGCAGAAUUUAGUAGAGGUUUUCCGGAAUACAGACUUGGACUUUUUCGUCAUGCUAUCUUCGCUCUCGGGAAUUGUUGGUCUGCCAGGACAGGCGAAUUACGCAGCCGGGAAUACGUACCAAGAUCACGUUGCUCAUGGAGACGACUUUGGAUGUUGGAAGAACGUUAAGUCGCUGGAUAUGGCGGUACUAUCUGACACUCAUGUGAUACCAAAGGAACAGCAAAUGAAGCUUCUUCGUAGAGGUAUUCUGUCGAUAUCGAAUGAGGUGUUAUUUCCUUAUCUGGACUAUGCAAUGGACACACGAAAGACAGGGGGAUCUACAAAUCAGAUUCUCAUCGGACUGGAUAUGCAGGCUGCAUCAGAGGACAACAAGUCCUUCUACUCCAGAAACCCAAUCUUCAGCCAGGUUUUUGCUUCAAAUCAGCAUGGUCGAGUUUCUCCGUCAUCCACAAUCACCAAGACCCCCAUCGAGAAGCUCCAAUUGCUUUGUCUCGAAUCUCCAGAGGACAGGGGAAAUUUAAUCGCGGACGCUAUCCGAGAGAAGGUUUCAUUGCUGGUGGCAAUGAAUUACGACAAUAUCAACAUCGCUACUCCAAUUGUGAAUUUUGGGCUGGACUCGCUGAUCGCGAUUGAGUUGAAGAAUUGGAUCACGAAAGUUUUACAUGCUCCCAUGCAAACUUCCGAUAUUCUAGAUUCUCCAAGUAUCGCGGCGCUAACCAAAGUAAUUAUGCAAAGAAUGGAACCAAUUGUGUCCCAGGUUAAGGAUACCGCUGGUGCCCUACGAACUUUAGACUUGCACCCCAAUCUAGACGAGAACUUGGCCAACCCGGACGACUUGUGUACUCGUGCCGAAUUACCAAAAUUACCUCUUCCAAGUCUUGAAGCCACCCUAGAGACAUUCCAGAAUUCAGUGCGAUCUUUUGCUACCCGCGAGGAACUCAUUGCGACCCGUGCAGUCAUUAACGAGCUUCUACAACCGUCUAGUGUUGGCCACAAGCUGCAAGCUCGUCUGGAGAGGCUCGACCGUGACGCUGCCACUCAAUGUUGGCUAAAAAGUAUCCACGACAAGACUUUCUGGCUUGAACGACGAGCUCCUCUGCGACCGAGCAUGAACUUCUUCUCGACCCAUGCACUUACAGAACGUCAGUAUGGACAAGCGGAGAAAGCAGCGCUCAUCUCUCUUGCCGCCUUUGAGUUUAAGCAAAAGCUCGACAGAGGCGAGAUUUCGCAAGAUAUCGUCAAUGAGGAACCGCAAUGCAUGGAGUCGUUGGAUUGGGUUUUCAACGCGUAUCGUAGGCCAGGAUUGGGCUGUGAUACUACCCUAAGAUUUCCUGGAAAUGAUUAUAUCGUUGCGAUGAGAAAUGGCAACGUCUACAAGAUUCCACUUUUGGAGCAUGAGGCGACGAUUUCUCACGCUAAAUUUACUGCAAUUUUCCAAACAAUCCUCCAGGAUGCUCGAACGGAUACUUGCUGGGCAAGCGUUUUGACUGCAGACGAGCGAAAUCAAUGGGCAAAGGUGAGGGCUCUCGCGAUCGACGCAAAUCCUUCUAAUGAGGAAUAUUUCUCUGUGAUUGAGAAGGCGCUUUUCGUUGUAUGCUUGGACGGUGGGGCACCACAAACUUCAGAAGAGCGUGUGCGGCAUUUCCUUCUUGACGAUAACCGUAAUCGGUGGAACGACAAAACUCUCUCUUUUAUUGUGUGCGAGAAUGGUGUGUCGGCGUUUUGGUGCGAGCAUUCCAUGAUCGAUGGGACGACGCUCGAACAAUUAGCUCAAGCUGUCAAUCUGGCAGCAAAUGAUUCCUUGGCAUGUCCUACAAAGAGGGAUGUUGACAUCAUGGAGGGUCGAGACUUUGCACGAUAUACAUUCGUAUCCAAUUCCGCCAUCAAUGCGCAUAUCGACUCGGCCCGACAGCAAUAUCUCGAAAGCAUCAAAGAUGUGGACUUUUCAACACUCCAGCUACCAAAUUUUGGUGAGCGCUUUCUACGGCGGCACAAAAUUCCACCAAAAGGUGCCCUUCAAUGCAUUAUAUCUCUCGCGGCAAAACGACACUUCGGCUACAACCCUGCAUCUUAUGAGGCCGUCUCCAUGCGCUCUUUCCACCUUGGACGUCUCGACAUCUACCAGGUUCACACUCCCGAAAUGGACACCUUCGUAUCGGCCACCGAGAAUCCACAUCCAAAUCCUGAAUCUAUGUCAGCUCUCCGAAAGCUGCUUCACGAAGCGGCCAAAUCUCACGCCGCGGGCCUUGCAAAGACGUCACGCGGACGGGGCUGGGAUCGCCAUAUCUCAGCUCUCCGAGCUGUGCUAAAGCCCGGCGAGGAGGAACCGAAAUUCUUCCGGGAUCCAGUGUAUGUGAAAACGAGACCAAGAAAGGUGUUUGUUAGUUUUAGCAGGACAGGGAGUCCAGAGUGGGGGAGUGUCUGGAGGGAUCCAGAGGCGCUUUAUAUUGGGGUUGAGGUUUUUGAGGACAGGUGGGAGUAG
Lindgomyces ingoldianus is the source of this 9355-nucleotide messenger RNA. Its product is annotated as putative polyketide synthase. Bases 113 to 9355 code for a protein of 3080 amino acids. The record is from RefSeq and is a predicted model, not a curated record. NCBI's taxonomy places the organism in Eukaryota, Fungi, Ascomycota, Dothideomycetes, Pleosporales, Lindgomycetaceae. The transcript is spliced from 6 exons. Gene Ontology annotation, molecular function: oxidoreductase activity; phosphopantetheine binding; fatty acid synthase activity. Gene Ontology annotation, biological process: fatty acid biosynthetic process; secondary metabolite biosynthetic process.